This is a messenger RNA of Clupea harengus (Atlantic herring), 1584 nucleotides long. It is a transcript of the gene nog1, whose product is annotated as noggin 1. The record is from RefSeq and is a predicted model, not a curated record. Gene Ontology annotation, biological process: osteoblast differentiation; dorsal/ventral pattern formation; negative regulation of BMP signaling pathway. NCBI's taxonomy places the organism in Eukaryota, Metazoa, Chordata, Actinopteri, Clupeiformes, Clupeidae.
ACUCUCUUAAUGGGUUUAUGUAUUACAUCACAGCUCGUGAGGAUAUAUCAGACGAGGCGAGUGACUCUCAUCUUGUCAACCAAAAGAAAAGGGGAGAAACAUGCAGAUUCUUCGCGUGAGGUGCUUAAAUUCGCAAAGGAACCCCCUAAAGCUGAUAGUAACCGCGAGCGCACCGGAGACUCCGCUUAGGGAAAGUUGCUGAUGCUGUCACUCUUUUAAAUAAGUGAAGCGCUCGAGUGUGUCCUCUUUCCCUGGAAGAAAAUCAUACGAAACCGUUGAGGACGAACUCGCCAAACUGUCACACAGAGGCUUACUGCCCAGCUCCACUACCAGUCACCGGUUGCUAUGGAGAAAGCAGCUGCCUGACUCCUGAAGAAGUGGAUUUACUUCGGAAUCUUGUGGAGAGAGCGUGCACAUCGCAGCAAUUCGAAACGGAGGGAAACUACUUUUAUCCUUUCUGAGCCCAAGUCUUUGAAUCACGACCAAGACUCAAAUAGACAUGAAUCAAACACAUCAUAUUGUUGCAAUGUACUUGUUGGUGUUCUCUUUUGGUGUGCGGAUAGAAGAGGGUGCAUGUCAGCAUUACUACCUUCUCCGUCCCAUCCCAAGUGACAGUUUGCCACUUGUAGACCUAAAGGAGGAUCCAGACCCCGUCUUCGAUCCGAAAGAGAGGGACCUUAAUGAAACCGAACUGAAAAGUGUACUUGGAGAUUUUGACAGUCGUUUCAUGUCCAUCACACCCCCUCAGGACAAAUAUACUGGGAAUGAUGAACUGGAUGAUUUGGAGCUCCAGCACACUCCCACCGGCGUCAUGCCCAGGGACAUCAAAGCCAUGGAUUUUGACAUUCAGUUUGGCAAGAAACGCAAACCCAGCAAAAAGCUGAGACGGAGGCUGCAGUUGUGGCUUUGGUCGUACUCUCACUGUCCAGUUGUUUACACAUGGAACGACCUCGGGAACAGAUUUUGGCCCAGAUACGUACGAGUAGGAAGCUGCUACAGUAAGCGCUCUUGUUCGGUUCCAGAGGGAAUGGUCUGCAAACCCGCCAAAUCAACUCAUAUCACAAUACUGAGAUGGAGAUGUCUUCAGAGGAAGGGUGGACUGAAAUGUGCUUGGAUACCAGUUCAGUAUCCAAUUAUUACCGAAUGCAAGUGUUCUUGCGCGAACUGAAAGUAUGACAAAAUUGUGCCCGGUAUAAGUUAUAAUGACAUUGUAAUUUUGUAUGCACUACCAAGUGUAGGAGGAAUGUAUUUUUUGUAUAUGUGGUGCCAUGUAAUGAUAUAGCUUCUUGUAAAAAAGACAGUAUUAUGUGUAACCAGAGUCUACUGUAUUUGUGGAAAAUAUUGGUUAUAACUUUUGUAUUUAUAUUGAAGCUAAGGGCGCAUUGCUGUCAAAUAACCGUUUUCCAUUCUUUGGAAGAUGUGGAUCUAUCGACCUCAAACUAAAUAUAGGUUAUAAAAGUUUUGCAGGACAGCUGCGUUCAAAUGGUACAUUUCAAUGAUUUAUCAUGUAAAUUAAGAGUAACUGCUAUUUAUUCUUUAUAUUCCUAUAAUAAAACGACUGUAAAAUAAAACCACUAAAACGAA